Molecule: messenger RNA, 14591 nt
Organism: Salmo salar (Atlantic salmon)
Lineage: Eukaryota; Metazoa; Chordata; Actinopteri; Salmoniformes; Salmonidae
Source: RefSeq, a predicted model, not a curated record
CAAGUUGUUCCAGAAGAUGCUCCGUCCAUUCUUGGCAUCUCCAUCUAGGAAUUUCCUCUCCUGUCUCAGCUCAAAGAACUUCAGUUGUCAGACCUACCAAAUUGUCAUUGAUGCUCUAAGCAACCAAUCAGCCUCCAUGGACAGAGAGCAACAGCAAUUGAUCUUCACUCAUUACAUCUAUCCAUUCCUUUCAAGAAAUGACUCAUCAGAUCCCGGCUGUGUCUCAAACACCAGUGGAAGCAUGGACUGGCUCCAGAGGAACUUUGGCAUCUUUUCUGUUAAUGCAGAACUGCAGGAGUUACAACUCCUCAAUCCUGACUUCUCCAGCAAGGAAUCACUGUCGCUGCUUACCCCAACCCAAUUGGCACAGUUGACAUUGACCUCUGGGCCAUUGAAUGACACAGAUGACAUUAAACUUGUGUUUAAGCGGCUGGAGGAAGGAGACGCUUUCAAAAAUGUUGACGAGUUUCUGACGCAACUGACCGCAAUGGAAGAGAUUCCUGACAUCCAUCCAGCCGUGAGAGAUGUGAUGAUGAAUCAGACAUUCAACAUCAUCAGCCUUCAAUUCCCAGAGUUCGAAACGAUGGACUGGAUUGCAUGGUUUGAAGUAAAGCUGAUUCCCCUCCUCCCCAGUUUUAAUGAAGUCAUGCUCACCAUUGCUACCUCAAACGUCAACUGCACCAACUACCAAGUCAUUGUAAAUGGAAUGGACAGCGCUUUCCCUGAAAUGAGUCAGGAUAGAAGAGAAGGAAUCGCAACAGUCCUGCUGAAAUACCUGAGGAAAUCUGUACACCUCAUCAACGAACCAGCUUGCAGGCAGGACAUCCACGAUGACAAUGACUGGCUUGCAAUCAACCUGGGUUCAUACUCCGAGUACACAACCUAUUCGGAUCUCAAAGACUUCAACAUCUCAGGGGUGGCAGUUCUAGACUCCCUCUCACCAAACCAGAAAGCUGAAUUGAUACUGGACCCAAGCACUGGCGCUCUGGAGAAUGAGACUCUUGUGAAGAACAUUUUCAUCAGCUUGCUGGAAUCUCCAAGGGAAGAGCAGCUCAAUGAGUUCUUUGUGACUUUUGUUGAAGUCACCAAGCAGGAAAACAUCACUAUCAUCACAAACACGGCCGUAAGAGACACAAUGCUAAACCUGACCUUGAUGGCUCUUGCUCCCAAAUUUGACGUUUUUGAGCCAAAAGACUUCCAGCUGUGGUUCCAAGUCAAUCUGGUUGUUCUGCUGGCCAGCUUCCAUCCUGGCAGAUUGGUUGAUAUCCCCCUAAACAUCACCUGUGAAUCCUACAAUGCCAUAUUUACGGGUCUCGACCAAAGUUUGGAAUCUCUUCCGCCUCACCUCUCACAGGGUGUACAGUCAAGCUUGGAUGCACUGAUGAAGACAUUCCAACGUUGCUCAAGGCCUCCAGCUUUAAUUGUGUGCAAAGAAACAUUGGUCAAUGAGAAACAACUUUGUGCUGGAUUUAACAGCACACAACUGAAGCAACAAAUGUCGAUUGGCAAUUCCUCUGAGUUCCUUUGCAAUUUCAACAUCUCUGAAUAUGCCUGUUCCUCAACAACCCUUCUGUCAGCGGACAACUUGGUGACGAUCCUGAAAUGCCAAUUGUCGAGCAAAAAGACUUACUCAACAGAAAUGUGGAAGCUGUUCUUCCAAAACAAUGCUGCUGUUCUGGACCAGGCUCUUCUGGAUUACUCCAGCAUGAACCCCAACAUCAGCAGUCCAGCUAUGCCACAUGUCCUUGAUGCCAUUGGAGAUGUCAAAAUCAACAACUUCAUUAAUGCACAGCUGAACGACGCCAGUUUCGUGGCCAAGUUGUUCCAGAAGAUGCUCCGUCCAUUCUUGGCAUCUACAUCUAGGAAUUUCCUCUCCUGUCUCAGCUCAAAGAACUUCAGUUGUCAGACCUACCAAAUUGUCAUUGAUGCUCUAAGCAACCAAUCAGCCUCCAUGGACAGAGAGCAACAACAAUUGAUCUUCACUCAUUACAUCUAUCCAUUCCUUUCAAGAAAUGACUCAUCAGAUCCCGGCUGUGUCUCAAACACCAGUGGAAGCAUGGACUGGCUCCAGAGGAACUUUGGCAUCUUUUCUGUUUUUGCAGAACUGCAGGAGUUACAACUCCUCAAUCCUGACUUCUCCAGCAAGGAAUCACUGUCGCUGCUUACCCCAACCCAAUUGGCACAGUUGACAUUGACCUCUGGGCCAUUGAAUGACACAGAUGACAUUAAACUUGUGUUUAAGCGGCUGGAGGAAGGAGACGCUUUCAAAAAUGUUGACGAGUUUCUGACGCAACUGACCGCAAAGGAAGAGAUUCCCGACAUCCAUCCAGCCGUGAGAGAUGUGAUGAUGAAUCAGACAUUCAACAUCAUCAGCCUUCAAUUCCCAGAGUUCGAAACGAUGGACUGGAUUGCAUGGUUUGAAGUAAAGCUGAUUCCCAUCCUCCCCAGUUUUAAUGAAGUCAUGCUCACCAUUGCUACCUCAAACGUCAACUGCACCAACUACCAAGUCAUUGUAAAUGGAAUGGACAGCGCUUUCCCUGAAAUGACUCAGGAUAGAAGAGAAGGAAUCGCAAGAGUCCUGCUGAAAUACCUGAGGAAAUCUGUACACCUCAUCAACGAACCAGCUUGCAGGCAGGACAUCCACGAUGACAAUGACUGGCUUGCAAUCAACCUGGGUUCAUACUCCAAGUACACAACCUAUUCGGAUCUCAAAGACUUCAACAUCUCAGGGGUGGCAGUUCUAGACUCCCUCUCACCAAACCAGAAAGCUGAAUUGAUACUGGACCCAAGCACUGGCGCUCUGGAGAAUGAGACUCUUGUGAAGAACAUUUUCAUCAGCUUGCUGGAAUCUCCAAGGGAAGAGCAGCUCAAUGAGUUCUUUGUGACUUUUGUUGAAGUCACCAAGCAGGAAAACAUCACUAUCAUCACAAACACGGCCGUAAGAGACACAAUGCUAAACCUGACCUUGAUGGCUCUUGCUCCCAAAUUUGACGUUUUUGAGCCAAAAGACUUCCAGCUGUGGUUCCAAGUCAAUCUGGUUGUUCUGCUGGCCAGCUUCCAUCCUGGCAGAUUGGUUGAUAUCCCCCUAAACAUCACCUGUGAAUCCUACAAUGCCAUAUUUACGGGUCUCGACCAAAGUUUGGAAUCUCUUCCGCCUCACCUCUCACAGGGUGUACAGUCAAGCUUGGAUGCACUGAUGAAGACAUUCCAACGUUGCUCAAGGCCUCCAGCUUUAAUUGUGUGCAAAGAAACAUUGGUCAAUGAGAAACAACUUUGUGCUGGAUUUAACAGCACACAACUGAAGCAACAAAUGUCGAUUGGCAAUUCCUCUGAAUCCCUUUGCAAUUUCAACAUCUCUGAAUAUGCCUGUUCCUCAACAACCCUUCUGUCAGCGGACAACUUGGUGACGAUCCUGAACUGCCAAUUGUCAAGCAAAAAUACUUACUCAACAGAAAUGUGGAAGCUGUUCUUCCAAAACAAUGCUGCUGUUCUGGACCAGGCGCUUCUGGAUUACUCCAGCAUGAACCCCAACAUCAGCAGUCCAGCUAUGCCACAUGUCCUUGAUGCCAUUGGAGAUGUCAAAAUCAACAACUUCAUUAAUGCACAGCUGAACGACGCCAGUUUCGUGGCCAAGUUGUUCCAGAAGAUGCUCCGUCCAUUCUUGGCAUCUCCAUCUAGGAAUUUCCUCUCCUGUCUCAGCUCAAAGAACUUCAGUUGUCAGACCUACCAAAUUGUCAUUGAUGCUCUAAGCAACCAAUCAGCCUCCAUGGACAGAGAGCAACAGCAAUUGAUCUUCACUCAUUACAUCUAUCCAUUCCUUUCAAGAAAUGACUCAUCAGAUCCCGGCUGUGUCUCAAACACCAGUGGAAGCAUGGACUGGCUCCAGAGGAACUUUGGCAUCUUUUCUGUUAAUGCAGAACUGCAGGAGUUACAACUCCUCAAUCCUGACUUCUCCAGCAAGGAAUCACUGUCGCUGCUUACCCCAACCCAAUUGGCACAGUUGACAUUGACCUCUGGGCCAUUGAAUGACACAGAUGACAUUAAACUUGUGUUUAAGCGGCUGGAGGAAGGAGACGCUUUCAAAAAUGUUGACGAGUUUCUGACGCAACUGACCGCAAUGGAAGAGAUUCCCGACAUCCAUCCAGCCGUGAGAGAUGUGAUGAUGAAUCAGACAUUCAACAUCAUCAGCCUUCAAUUCCCAGAGUUCGAAACGAUGGACUGGAUUGCAUGGUUUGAAGUAAAGCUGAUUCCCAUCCUCCCCAGUUUUAAUGAAGUCAUGCUCACCAUUGCUACCUCAAACGUCAACUGCACCAACUACCAAGUCAUUGUAAAUGGAAUGGACAGCGCUUUCCCUGAAAUGACUCAGGAUAGAAGAGAAGGAAUCGCAAGAGUCCUGCUGAAAUACCUGAGGAAAUCUGUACACCUCAUCAACGAACCAGCUUGCAGGCAGGACAUCCACGAUGACAAUGACUGGCUUGCAAUCAACCUGGGUUCAUACUCCAAGUACACAACCUAUUCGGAUCUCAAAGACUUCAACAUCUCAGGGGUGGCAGUUCUAGACUCCCUCUCACCAAACCAGAAAGCUGAAUUGAUACUGGACCCAAGCACUGGCGCUCUGGAGAAUGAGACUCUUGUGAAGAACAUUUUCAUCAGCUUGCUGGAAUCUCCAAGGGAAGAGCAGCUCAAUGAGUUCUUUGUGACUUUUGUUGAAGUCACCAAGCAGGAAAACAUCACUAUCAUCACAAACACGGCCGUAAGAGACACAAUGCUAAACCUGACCUUGAUGGCUCUUGCUCCCAAAUUUGACGUUUUUGAGCCAAAAGACUUCCAGCUGUGGUUCCAAGUCAAUCUGGUUGUUCUGCUGGCCAGCUUCCAUCCUGGCAGAUUGGUUGAUAUCCCCCUAAACAUCACCUGUGAAUCCUACAAUGCCAUAUUUACGGGUCUCGACCAAAGUUUGGAAUCUCUUCCGCCUCACCUCUCACAGGGUGUACAGUCAAGCUUGGAUGCACUGAUGAAGACAUUCCAACGUUGCUCAAGGCCUCCAGCUUUAAUUGUGUGCAAAGAAACAUUGGUCAAUGAGAAACAACUUUGUGCUGGAUUUAACAGCACACAACUGAAGCAACAAAUGUCGAUUGGCAAUUCCUCUGAGUUCCUUUGCAAUUUCAACAUCUCUGAAUAUGCCUGUUCCUCAACAACCCUUCUGUCAGCGGACAACUUGGUGACGAUCCUGAAAUGCCAAUUGUCGAGCAAAAAGACUUACUCAGCAGAAAUGUGGAAGCUGUUCUUCCAAAACAAUGCUGCUGUUCUGGACCAGGCUCUUCUGGAUUACUCCAGCAUGAACCCCAACAUCAGCAGUCCAGCUAUGCCACAUGUCCUUGAUGCCAUUGGAGAUGUCAAAAUCAACAACUUCAUUAAUGCACAGCUGAACGACGCCAGUUUCGUGGCCAAGUUGUUCCAGAAGAUGCUCCGUCCAUUCUUGGCAUCUACAUCUAGGAAUUUCCUCUCCUGUCUCAGCUCAAAGAACUUCAGUUGUCAGACCUACCAAAUUGUCAUUGAUGCUCUAAGCAACCAAUCAGCCUCCAUGGACAGAGAGCAACAACAAUUGAUCUUCACUCAUUACAUCUAUCCAUUCCUUUCAAGAAAUGACUCAUCAGAUCCCGGCUGUGUCUCAAACACCAGUGGAAGCAUGGACUGGCUCCAGAGGAACUUUGGCAUCUUUUCUGUUUUUGCAGAACUGCAGGAGUUACAACUCCUCAAUCCUGACUUCUCCAGCAAGGAAUCACUGUCGCUGCUUACCCCAACCCAAUUGGCACAGUUGACAUUGACCUCUGGGCCAUUGAAUGACACAGAUGACAUUAAACUUGUGUUUAAGCGGCUGGAGGAAGGAGACGCUUUCAAAAAUGUUGACGAGUUUCUGACGCAACUGACCGCAAAGGAAGAGAUUCCUGACAUCCAUCCAGCCGUGAGAGAUGUGAUGAUGAAUCAGACAUUCAACAUCAUCAGCCUUCAAUUCCCAGAGUUCGAAACGAUGGACUGGAUUGCAUGGUUUGAAGUAAAGCUGAUUCCCAUCCUCCCCAGUUUUAAUGAAGUCAUGCUCACCAUUGCUACCUCAAACGUCAACUGCACCAACUACCAAGUCAUUGUAAAUGGAAUGGACAGCGCUUUCCCUGAAAUGACUCAGGAUAGAAGAGAAGGAAUCGCAAGAGUCCUGCUGAAAUACCUGAGGAAAUCUGUACACCUCAUCAACGAACCAGCUUGCAGGCAGGACAUCCACGAUGACAAUGACUGGCUUGCAAUCAACCUGGGUUCAUACUCCAAGUACACAACCUAUUCGGAUCUCAAAGACUUCAACAUCUCAGGGGUGGCAGUUCUAGACUCCCUCUCACCAAACCAGAAAGCUGAAUUGAUACUGGACCCAAGCACUGGCGCUCUGGAGAAUGAGACUCUUGUGAAGAACAUUUUCAUCAGCUUGCUGGAAUCUCCAAGGGAAGAGCAGCUCAAUGAGUUCUUUGUGACUUUUGUUGAAGUCACCAAGCAGGAAAACAUCACUAUCAUCACAAACACGGCCGUAAGAGACACAAUGCUAAACCUGACCUUGAUGGCUCUUGCUCCCAAAUUUGACGUUUUUGAGCCAAAAGACUUCCAGCUGUGGUUCCAAGUCAAUCUGGUUGUUCUGCUGGCCAGCUUCCAUCCUGGCAGAUUGGUUGAUAUCCCCCUAAACAUCACCUGUGAAUCCUACAAUGCCAUAUUUACGGGUCUCGACCAAAGUUUGGAAUCUCUUCCGCCUCACCUCUCACAGGGUGUACAGUCAAGCUUGGAUGCACUGAUGAAGACAUUCCAACGUUGCUCAAGGCCUCCAGCUUUAAUUGUGUGCAAAGAAACAUUGGUCAAUGAGAAACAACUUUGUGCUGGAUUUAACAGCACACAACUGAAGCAACAAAUGUCGAUUGGCAAUUCCUCUGAGUUCCUUUGCAAUUUCAACAUCUCUGAAUAUGCCUGUUCCUCAACAACCCUUCUGUCAGCGGACAACUUGGUGACGAUCCUGAAAUGCCAAUUGUCGAGCAAAAAGACUUACUCAGCAGAAAUGUGGAAGCUGUUCUUCCAAAACAAUGCUGCUGUUCUGGACCAGGCUCUUCUGGAUUACUCCAGCAUGAACCCCAACAUCAGCAGUCCAGCUAUGCCACAUGUCCUUGAUGCCAUUGGAGAUGUCAAAAUCAACAACUUCAUUAAUGCACAGCUGAACGACGCCAGUUUCGUGGCCAAGUUGUUCCAGAAGAUGCUCCGUCCAUUCUUGGCAUCUACAUCUAGGAAUUUCCUCUCCUGUCUCAGCUCAAAGAACUUCAGUUGUCAGACCUACCAAAUUGUCAUUGAUGCUCUAAGCAACCAAUCAGCCUCCAUGGACAGAGAGCAACAACAAUUGAUCUUCACUCAUUACAUCUAUCCAUUCCUUUCAAGAAAUGACUCAUCAGAUCCCGGCUGUGUCUCAAACACCAGUGGAAGCAUGGACUGGCUCCAGAGGAACUUUGGCAUCUUUUCUGUUUUUGCAGAACUGCAGGACUUACAACUCCUCAAUCCUGACUUCUCCAGCAAGGAAUCACUGUCGCUGCUUACCCCAACCCAAUUGGCACAGUUGACAUUGACCUCUGGGCCAUUGAAUGACACAGAUGACAUUAAACUUGUGUUUAAGCGGCUGGAGGAAGGAGACGCUUUCAAAAAUGUUGACGAGUUUCUGACGCAACUGACCGCAAAGGAAGAGAUUCCCGACAUCCAUCCAGCCGUGAGAGAUGUGAUGAUGAAUCAGACAUUCAACAUCAUCAGCCUUCAAUUCCCAGAGUUCGAAACGAUGGACUGGAUUGCAUGGUUUGAAGUAAAGCUGAUUCCCAUCCUCCCCAGUUUUAAUGAAGUCAUGCUCACCAUUGCUACCUCAAACGUCAACUGCACCAACUACCAAGUCAUUGUAAAUGGAAUGGACAGCGCUUUCCCUGAAAUGACUCAGGAUAGAAGAGAAGGAAUCGCAAGAGUCCUGCUGAAAUACCUGAGGAAAUCUGUACACCUCAUCAACGAACCAGCUUGCAGGCAGGACAUCCACGAUGACAAUGACUGGCUUGCAAUCAACCUGGGUUCAUACUCCAAGUACACAACCUAUUCGGAUCUCAAAGACUUCAACAUCUCAGGGGUGGCAGUUCUAGACUCCCUCUCACCAAACCAGAAAGCUGAAUUGAUACUGGACCCAAGCACUGGCGCUCUGGAGAAUGAGACUCUUGUGAAGAACAUUUUCAUCAGCUUGCUGGAAUCUCCAAGGGAAGAGCAGCUCAAUGAGUUCUUUGUGACUUUUGUUGAAGUCACCAAGCAGGAAAACAUCACUAUCAUCACAAACACGGCCGUAAGAGACACAAUGCUAAACCUGACCUUGAUGGCUCUUGCUCCCAAAUUUGACGUUUUUGAGCCAAAAGACUUCCAGCUGUGGUUCCAAGUCAAUCUGGUUGUUCUGCUGGCCAGCUUCCAUCCUGGCAGAUUGGUUGAUAUCCCCCUAAACAUCACCUGUGAAUCCUACAAUGCCAUAUUUACGGGUCUCGACCAAAGUUUGGAAUCUCUUCCGCCUCACCUCUCACAGGGUGUACAGUCAAGCUUGGAUGCACUGAUGAAGACAUUCCAACGUUGCUCAAGGCCUCCAGCUUUAAUUGUGUGCAAAGAAACAUUGGUCAAUGAGAAACAACUUUGUGCUGGAUUUAACAGCACACAACUGAAGCAACAAAUGUCGAUUGGCAAUUCCUCUGAGUUCCUUUGCAAUUUCAACAUCUCUGAAUAUGCCUGUUCCUCAACAACCCUUCUGUCAGCGGACAACUUGGUGACGAUCCUGAAAUGCCAAUUGUCGAGCAAAAAGACUUACUCAGCAGAAAUGUGGAAGCUGUUCUUCCAAAACAAUGCUGCUGUUCUGGACCAGGCUCUUCUGGAUUACUCCAGCAUGAACCCCAACAUCAGCAGUCCAGCUAUGCCACAUGUCCUUGAUGCCAUUGGAGAUGUCAAAAUCAACAACUUCAUUAAUGCACAGCUGAACGACGCCAGUUUCGUGGCCAAGUUGUUCCAGAAGAUGCUCCGUCCAUUCUUGGCAUCUCCAUCUAGGAAUUUCCUCUCCUGUCUCAGCUCAAAGAACUUCAGUUGUCAGACCUACCAAAUUGUCAUUGAUGCUCUAAGCAACCAAUCAGCCUCCAUGGACAGAGAGCAACAACAAUUGAUCUUCACUCAUUACAUCUAUCCAUUCCUUUCAAGAAAUGACUCAUCAGAUCCCGGCUGUGUCUCAAACACCAGUGGAAGCAUGGACUGGCUCCAGAGGAACUUUGGCAUCUUUUCUGUUUUUGCAGAACUGCAGGAGUUACAACUCCUCAAUCCUGACUUCUCCAGCAAGGAAUCACUGUCGCUGCUUACCCCAACCCAAUUGGCACAGUUGACAUUGACCUCUGGGCCAUUGAAUGACACAGAUGACAUUAAACUUGUGUUUAAGCGGCUGGAGGAAGGAGACGCUUUCAAAAAUGUUGACGAGUUUCUGACGCAACUGACCGCAAAGGAAGAGAUUCCCGACAUCCAUCCAGCCGUGAGAGAUGUGAUGAUGAAUCAGACAUUCAACAUCAUCAGCCUUCAAUUCCCAGAGUUCGAAACGAUGGACUGGAUUGCAUGGUUUGAAGUAAAGCUGAUUCCCAUCCUCCCCAGUUUUAAUGAAGUCAUGCUCACCAUUGCUACCUCAAACGUCAACUGCACCAACUACCAAGUCAUUGUAAAUGGAAUGGACAGCGCUUUCCCUGAAAUGACUCAGGAUAGAAGAGAAGGAAUCGCAAGAGUCCUGCUGAAAUACCUGAGGAAAUCUGUACACCUCAUCAACGAACCAGCUUGCAGGCAGGACAUCCACGAUGACAAUGACUGGCUUGCAAUCAACCUGGGUUCAUACUCCAAGUACACAACCUAUUCGGAUCUCAAAGACUUCAACAUCUCAGGGGUGGCAGUUCUAGACUCCCUCUCACCAAACCAGAAAGCUGAAUUGAUACUGGACCCAAGCACUGGCGCUCUGGAGAAUGAGACUCUUGUGAAGAACAUUUUCAUCAGCUUGCUGGAAUCUCCAAGGGAAGAGCAGCUCAAUGAGUUCUUUGUGACUUUUGUUGAAGUCACCAAGCAGGAAAACAUCACUAUCAUCACAAACACGGCCGUAAGAGACACAAUGCUAAACCUGACCUUGAUGGCUCUUGCUCCCAAAUUUGACGUUUUUGAGCCAAAAGACUUCCAGCUGUGGUUCCAAGUCAAUCUGGUUGUUCUGCUGGCCAGCUUCCAUCCUGGCAGAUUGGUUGAUAUCCCCCUAAACAUCACCUGUGAAUCCUACAAUGCCAUAUUUACGGGUCUCGACCAAAGUUUGGAAUCUCUUCCGCCUCACCUCUCACAGGGUGUACAGUCAAGCUUGGAUGCACUGAUGAAGACAUUCCAACGUUGCUCAAGGCCUCCAGCUUUAAUUGUGUGCAAAGAAACAUUGGUCAAUGAGAAACAACUUUGUGCUGGAUUUAACAGCACACAACUGAAGCAACAAAUGUCGAUUGGCAAUUCCUCUGAGUUCCUUUGCAAUUUCAACAUCUCUGAAUAUGCCUGUUCCUCAACAACCCUUCUGUCAGCGGACAACUUGGUGACGAUCCUGAAAUGCCAAUUGUCGAGCAAAAAGACUUACUCAACAGAAAUGUGGAAGCUGUUCUUCCAAAACAAUGCUGCUGUUCUGGACCAGGCUCUUCUGGAUUACUCCAGCAUGAACCCCAACAUCAGCAGUCCAGCUAUGCCACAUGUCCUUGAUGCCAUUGGAGAUGUCAAAAUCAACAACUUCAUUAAUGCACAGCUGAACGACGCCAGUUUCGUGGCCAAGUUGUUCCAGAAGAUGCUCCGUCCAUUCUUGGCAUCUCCAUCUAGGAAUUUCCUCUCCUGUCUCAGCUCAAAGAACUUCAGUUGUCAGACCUACCAAAUUGUCAUUGAUGCUCUAAGCAACCAAUCAGCCUCCAUGGACAGAGAGCAACAACAAUUGAUCUUCACUCAUUACAUCUAUCCAUUCCUUUCAAGAAAUGACUCAUCAGAUCCCGGCUGUGUCUCAAACACCAGUGGAAGCAUGGACUGGCUCCAGAGGAACUUUGGCAUCUUUUCUGUUUUUGCAGAACUGCAGGAGUUACAACUCCUCAAUCCUGACUUCUCCAGCAAGGAAUCACUGUCGCUGCUUACCCCAACCCAAUUGGCACAGUUGACAUUGACCUCUGGGCCAUUGAAUGACACAGAUGACAUUAAACUUGUGUUUAAGCGGCUGGAGGAAGGAGACGCUUUCAAAAAUGUUGACGAGUUUCUGACGCAACUGACCGCAAAGGAAGAGAUUCCCGACAUCCAUCCAGCCGUGAGAGAUGUGAUGAUGAAUCAGACAUUCAACAUCAUCAGCCUUCAAUUCCCAGAGUUCGAAACGAUGGACUGGAUUGCAUGGUUUGAAGUAAAGCUGAUUCCCAUCCUCCCCAGUUUUAAUGAAGUCAUGCUCACCAUUGCUACCUCAAACGUCAACUGCACCAACUACCAAGUCAUUGUAAAUGGAAUGGACAGCGCUUUCCCUGAAAUGACUCAGGAUAGAAGAGAAGGAAUCGCAAGAGUCCUGCUGAAAUACCUGAGGAAAUCUGUACACCUCAUCAACGAACCAGCUUGCAGGCAGGACAUCCACGAUGACAAUGACUGGCUUGCAAUCAACCUGGGUUCAUACUCCAAGUACACAACCUAUUCGGAUCUCAAAGACUUCAACAUCUCAGGGGUGGCAGUUCUAGACUCCCUCUCACCAAACCAGAAAGCUGAAUUGAUACUGGACCCAAGCACUGGCGCUCUGGAGAAUGAGACUCUUGUGAAGAACAUUUUCAUCAGCUUGCUGGAAUCUCCAAGGGAAGAGCAGCUCAAUGAGUUCUUUGUGACUUUUGUUGAAGUCACCAAGCAGGAAAACAUCACUAUCAUCACAAACACGGCCGUAAGAGACACAAUGCUAAACCUGACCUUGAUGGCUCUUGCUCCCAAAUUUGACGUUUUUGAGCCAAAAGACUUCCAGCUGUGGUUCCAAGUCAAUCUGGUUGUUCUGCUGGCCAGCUUCCAUCCUGGCAGAUUGGUUGAUAUCCCCCUAAACAUCACCUGUGAAUCCUACAAUGCCAUAUUUACGGGUCUCGACCAAAGUUUGGAAUCUCUUCCGCCUCACCUCUCACAGGGUGUACAGUCAAGCUUGGAUGCACUGAUGAAGACAUUCCAACGUUGCUCAAGGCCUCCAGCUUUAAUUGUGUGCAAAGAAACAUUGGUCAAUGAGAAACAACUUUGUGCUGGAUUUAACAGCACACAACUGAAGCAACAAAUGUCGAUUGGCAAUUCCUCUGAGUUCCUUUGCAAUUUCAACAUCUCUGAAUAUGCCUGUUCCUCAACAACCCUUCUGUCAGCGGACAACUUGGUGACGAUCCUGAAAUGCCAAUUGUCGAGCAAAAAGACUUACUCAGCAGAAAUGUGGAAGCUGUUCUUCCAAAACAAUGCUGCUGUUCUGGACCAGGCUCUUCUGGAUUACUCCAGCAUGAACCCCAACAUCAGCAGUCCAGCUAUGCCACAUGUCCUUGAUGCCAUUGGAGAUGUCAAAAUCAACAACUUCAUUAAUGCACAGCUGAACGACGCCAGUUUCGUGGCCAAGUUGUUCCAGAAGAUGCUCCGUCCAUUCUUGGCAUCUCCAUCUAGGAAUUUCCUCUCCUGUCUCAGCUCAAAGAACUUCAGUUGUCAGACCUACCAAAUUGUCAUUGAUGCUCUAAGCAACCAAUCAGCCUCCAUGGACAGAGAGCAACAACAAUUGAUCUUCACUCAUUACAUCUAUCCAUUCCUUUCAAGAAAUGACUCAUCAGAUCCCGGCUGUGUCUCAAACACCAGUGGAAGCAUGGACUGGCUCCAGAGGAACUUUGGCAUCUUUUCUGUUUUUGCAGAACUGCAGGAGUUACAACUCCUCAAUCCUGACUUCUCCAGCAAGGAAUCACUGUCGCUGCUUACCCCAACCCAAUUGGCACAGUUGACAUUGACCUCUGGGCCAUUGAAUGACACAGAUGACAUUAAACUUGUGUUUAAGCGGCUGGAGGAAGGAGACGCUUUCAAAAAUGUUGACGAGUUUCUGACGCAACUGACCGCAAAGGAAGAGAUUCCCGACAUCCAUCCAGCCGUGAGAGAUGUGAUGAUGAAUCAGACAUUCAACAUCAUCAGCCUUCAAUUCCCAGAGUUCGAAACGAUGGACUGGAUUGCAUGGUUUGAAGUAAAGCUGAUUCCCAUCCUCCCCAGUUUUAAUGAAGUCAUGCUCACCAUUGCUACCUCAAACGUCAACUGCACCAACUACCAAGUCAUUGUAAAUGGAAUGGACAGCGCUUUCCCUGAAAUGACUCAGGAUAGAAGAGAAGGAAUCGCAAGAGUCCUGCUGAAAUACCUGAGGAAAUCUGUACACCUCAUCAACGAACCAGCUUGCAGGCAGGACAUCCACGAUGACAAUGACUGGCUUGCAAUCAACCUGGGUUCAUACUCCAAGUACACAACCUAUUCGGAUCUCAAAGACUUCAACAUCUCAGGGGUGGCAGUUCUAGACUCCCUCUCACCAAACCAGAAAGCUGAAUUGAUACUGGACCCAAGCACUGGCGCUCUGGAGAAUGAGACUCUUGUGAAGAACAUUUUCAUCAGCUUGCUGGAAUCUCCAAGGGAAGAGCAGCUCAAUGAGUUCUUUGUGACUUUUGUUGAAGUCACCAAGCAGGAAAACAUCACUAUCAUCACAAACACGGCCGUAAGAGACACAAUGCUAAACCUGACCUUGAUGGCUCUUGCUCCCAAAUUUGACGUUUUUGAGCCAAAAGACUUCCAGCUGUGGUUCCAAGUCAAUCUGGUUGUUCUGCUGGCCAGCUUCCAUCCUGGCAGAUUGGUUGAUAUCCCCCUAAACAUCACCUGUGAAUCCUACAAUGCCAUAUUUACGGGUCUCGACCAAAGUUUGGAAUCUCUUCCGCCUCACCUCUCACAGGGUGUACAGUCAAGCUUGGAUGCACUGAUGAAGACAUUCCAACGUUGCUCAAGGCCUCCAGCUUUAAUUGUGUGCAAAGAAACAUUGGUCAAUGAGAAACAACUUUGUGCUGGAUUUAACAGCACACAACUGAAGCAACAAAUGUCGAUUGGCAAUUCCUCUGAGUUCCUUUGCAAUUUCAACAUCUCUGAAUAUGCCUGUUCCUCAACAACCCUUCUGUCAGCGGACAACUUGGUGACGAUCCUGAAAUGCCAAUUGUCGAGCAAAAGACUUACUCAGCAGAAAUGUGGAAGCUGUUCUUCCAAAACAAUGCUGCUGUUCUGGACCAGGCUCUUCUGGAUUACUCCAGCAUGAACCCCAACAUCAGCAGUCCAGCUAUGCCACAUGUCCUUGAUGCCAUUGGAGAUGUCAAAAUCAACAACUUCAUUAAUGCACAGCUGAACGACGCCAGUUUCGUGGCCAAGUUGUUCCAGAAGAUGCUCCGUCCAUUCUUGGCAUCUCCAUCUAGGAAUUUCCUCUCCUGUCUCAGCUC